This is a messenger RNA of Hydractinia symbiolongicarpus, 702 nucleotides long. RefSeq lists its product as uncharacterized. The transcript has 3 exons. The record is from RefSeq and is a predicted model, not a curated record. Bases 1 to 702 code for a protein of 233 amino acids. NCBI's taxonomy places the organism in Eukaryota, Metazoa, Cnidaria, Hydrozoa, Anthoathecata, Hydractiniidae.
AUGGGCCUAAAAGAGACUGACCCAGUCAGUAAUUUUUGCAAAAGUGAUUUUCGUAAACUCCUCUCUCUGGCCACAGAAAAUUCUUAUUUCACGUUUGACGGUCAACUAUUCAAGCAAGUCGAUGGGGUAGCUAUGGGAUCACCUCUUGGCCCCAGCCUUGCUAAUGCUUUUCUUUCGCAUCACGAAAAGACUUGGUUGGAUAAUUGUCCAUCAUCCUUUAAGCCAGUGUAUUAUAGAAGAUAUGUUGAUGAUGUUUUUGUGUUGUUCUCAUCUCCUAGCCAUUUGCCUCUAUUUAAGGACUAUCUUAAUAGGCAACACAUCAACAUAUCUUUCACGUCUGAGUGCGAGGCCGAUAAAACUCUUCCGUUUCUUGACGUAUCUGUUUCUCGCAAUGAAUCGAAGUUUCACUUAGAAAUGCAAGAUCUUAGAAACAUUCUGUUAAGAAAUGGCUACCCGUCAAGUUUGAUUGAUCAAUGCAUUAAGUCUUUUCUCGACAGAAUGUUUCAAGAUAAGAAAGUUUUCAGUACCGUGCCUAAGUUAGAAGUUCUUAUUAUUUUGCCAUAUUUGGGUAAUAUAUCGUUGAAACUGCGAACUCACUUAGUUAAAACAUUUGAUAAGCAUCUUCCGUGCUGUAAGCUUAGGGUUAUUUUCAAAUCGGGUUGUAGAAUUGGCAAUUUUUUCCGGUUUAAGGACCGUGUUUAA